Canariomyces notabilis is the source of this 1654-nucleotide messenger RNA. RefSeq lists its product as uncharacterized. Gene Ontology annotation, cellular component: telomerase holoenzyme complex. The record is from RefSeq and is a predicted model, not a curated record. The transcript is spliced from 2 exons. Gene Ontology annotation, molecular function: protein binding; telomerase RNA binding; telomeric repeat DNA binding. Gene Ontology annotation, biological process: nuclear-transcribed mRNA catabolic process, nonsense-mediated decay. Bases 290 to 1465 code for a protein of 391 amino acids. Lineage: Eukaryota; Fungi; Ascomycota; Sordariomycetes; Sordariales; Chaetomiaceae.
CAGGAGCAGGGACGGGAGCAAGCCCGGCGCCUCCAGCUUUGAUGCCGGUCAGAGACCCACCAAGACGGCUGGUGCUGGUGAGGGCAUUCAGUCGUCACCCGCUCGCCCGUCAAAUCGGAGGAAACAUGGAGACCCGGACGCCGGAACUGCGGGGCUUGUCACACAAGCGCACCAGGACCAGGAGCGCCGGGCUGGCAGCCCCACCCCGAGUGCCAAGCGGGAAGGCUCGCGAUCUAGGAGUGUUUCGCCUCCCAAGCGAUCCAAGGCCCGGCCCACAUCCACCCCAGCUAUGGAUGACAGCCGUGCCGAGUUCGACAGAGGUUCCUUUCAGAAGGGGAAGCUUUGGAGCCCUGACGAUGACGCUGCUUCGCCAAGGCCCCGCCCAUACGAUAAGGCCAACGUAGCAACCCAUCAGCGUCAGCGUGUCUCGUCGAGUUCGCAAGCUAAACCCCAUCGGCAGUCGCAUCCGCCUCCGCCGUCUGACCCCUGGCCCCCGGCUUCAGCAGACGACGAGCCGAUUGAGAUUAUCAAGCAACCUGAAACCAGGCCCAUAUCUCAGGAACAACUUGUUGCUGAAGUCAAAGGCAUCUACGCGGGACUCGUCAUGGUGGAGAGCAAGUGUAUCGAGGUUGACAAUGCCCAGAGCUCGCAAAACGAUGCCGCAAACAAGCUCAACAAUGAGCAGUGGCAGGCGUUGAUUGCUCUCCACCGGACAUUGCUCCACGAACAUCACGACUUCUUUCUAGCCUCCCAGCAUCCUUCUGCGAGUCCGGCAUUGCGAAGACUUGCUGCCAAAUACGCCAUGCCUGCGCGUAUGUGGAGGCACGGCAUCCACAGCUUUCUCGAACUCUUGAGGCAUCGCCUUCCAGCUAGUCUGGAUCACAUGCUGACAUUCAUCUACCUGGCAUACUCGAUGAUGGCUCUCCUUUACGAGACGGUGCCCGCCUUUGAAGACACUUGGAUUGAAUGCCUGGGGGACCUCGGCCGGUAUCGUAUGGCGAUUGAGGACGACGAUGUGCGCGAUAGAGAGGUUUGGACAGCUGUUAGCCGUCACUGGUACUCCAAGGCCUCCGACAAGGCCCCUACAACCGGGAGGCUCUACCACCAUUUGGCGAUCCUUGCUCGUCCUAAUGCCCUGCAGCAACUCUAUUACUAUACGAAGUCGCUGUGUGUUGACAUGCCCUUCGCCUCCGCGCGCGACAGCAUCAUGACACUUUUUGACCCUAUCAUGGCACCAACCCCAAAUCUACAGCAAUCCAGGCUGCCACCGACCGAAUUCGCUUGCGUAAAAGCACACGGCAUCUUGUUCAGCGGCAAGCAGCAGGGAGAGCUAGAAGCCUCGAUGAACGAGUUUUUCCAACAUCUUGAUAGUCAUAUUGGCCGUACCACGCGAAGGUGGCUUGAGUCUGGGUAUCUACUUUAUCGGCAUCUCAAAUUGCUGCGCUGUCAUUGGCUAUGGGACUGAGGGUAACCCAAUCUUCAAAGCCAUCAAGGGAACUCGUCCCAACGAUGAAUCGCAGGACCAGCCCAUGCACGAGAGUGGUGUGGAGCCAGCUUUGCCCAAGGAGCUGGCUGAUGCCCUUCAUCUCUUCAAUGGGACAUACAACGUUGUUUCGCGGCGGUUUGGCGACCCUAACAUCCUUUCUUACCUUCA